AUGUGGAAACAAGGUAUCAUCAUCCCAAUUUUUAAACGUGGUAGCCGUUCGGAGCCCGUAAAUUAUUGCCCAGUGAUUCACUUCCCGGUGCUCGCAAAGGUGAUGGAGGCAAUCAUACCUGAGGCUGUAAUGGACUACUUUGAAAGGUCUAACAUCAUAGCACCGGAACAACAUGGAUUCCGUCAGCAUCGGUCGUUGACUACCAAUCUAGCAAUUACGCGUGGCGGUUGGACCGUGAUUGCUGAACCUGGGACUGACACCGACGUCAUCUACCUAGACUUUUUAAAGUCUUCGACC
Molecule: messenger RNA, 297 nt
Organism: Dicrocoelium dendriticum
Lineage: Eukaryota; Metazoa; Platyhelminthes; Trematoda; Plagiorchiida; Dicrocoeliidae
Source: the annotation of a GenBank genome assembly